Messenger RNA from Bactrocera latifrons, 938 nucleotides. RefSeq lists its product as uncharacterized. NCBI's taxonomy places the organism in Eukaryota, Metazoa, Arthropoda, Insecta, Diptera, Tephritidae. The record is from RefSeq and is a predicted model, not a curated record. The coding region runs from base 249 to 710 and encodes 153 amino acids. The transcript has 2 exons.
GAAAGUGACAGUUGAUGGGUGAGCGUCGCGUCCAGCGCAACACCGCACGGCAGACACACUUGAAGCGAGCGGCGACGCGAUAAGUAAAAGCGAACAUACGAAAGAAUAAAAGUUAACACGCAAACAAAUACAGCAGCAAAMAAAAAGAAAAAAACACAACAAAUAGAAACAAUUUCGUGUAAACAAACAAGCAAAAUYAAUUUAAUAACAAUAAAAAGGUUAAGAAAAAAAGGUGUCACGUUACAAUAAUGCUGUCAUCAAAGUCAUCUGUGUGUUUGUUCUUGUUGUUGUCGAUUGCAACACUAUUGCCAACAACAACAACGACGACACCGGCAACCACAAUGAAAACAACAACAAAKAAAUCAUUGCAAAGCAACCCGACAAAUCCGCAGAAUAUUGAAGAUUACGGCAAAAGCGUGAAAAUCAUUUUCCCAAACAAUAACGAUUCCGAGGACAACAGCAAAUUCGAUGUUUAUGGUUUGAAGACAACACCACCGCCACCAAAUCAGGAGGAAGUGAAAAUAGAAGAUAAAAUUGCCMCUACUGAAGCAACCAUUAAUACAACUAUGAAAUCAACAACGGGUGMCAGUGAUUCUGUUUCGAAUUCCACUGUAAAAUCAUUUGACAACCGUAUCGGUGUUCUAAAUCUGGCACCACACUGUCCGGAGGGAACCGUGAUAGUGAAUCAGCGCUGUCAUAAAUCAGCAUAAUGAUAGAAAAAGUGAAUUUACAUACGUAAAAAUAUGAUACUUUUAUUAAAACUUCGAAAUAAAUUUAGAUUACUUUUAAUUCAAUUUUGUGUAAAGAUUAGAAAUGUCGCAAAUUAGAUUUUUGCAGUCAAAUUUCGAUGAUUGGMAAAAGCCUUGACAUAAGUGUAUUGAGGAAAGGGAAAUCACUUCGAGAGGAUUUUGAAGAAUAAAUUCCGAAUUUUAAAAUAA